GUGGCGAUGGCGGUGGGCUAUUUGGCGGGUCUACUUCCUCGACCUCGACGCUCCCCCGUCCUUGCGACUGUCCUAGCUCGCCCAUCUCCGCUUAGCAGCUCCGGCUGGUCUUAUCCAUUCUCUUGCCCGGACUGCAUAUCUGCGAUUUUCGUUCUGUGUUUGCCCUUCCUUUCCUCUCGCUGCCCUUCUCUUCUCGUCCCGUGUCCAUCCUCCCAUCCCGUCCGCCCCAGCUCGUCUCCGGCUUUCCAACCCCGAGUCCUUGAUGGCCACAACAGCGAGGCAGCCCAAGCCCCAGCGCAAAGGGGGCGUGCCAGAGCCCGCUGCUCGUCGGGCACCGGCAUGGUCAAACUCACGCGCUUCCCCAACCUUCUCUCCGAACACCGCCAACGCUCCCUGGCGCCUUCCCGCCUUUGGGCCAGCCGAACGGCGCGAGCAACACUCCGCCCCCGCGGACGCAACCCGACCCCCGCAGGACCGCAUCCUUUCUCAACUUUCUGGCCUCGUUGGAACUACCAUCACCCUGACCACGAAGACCCACGUGCGCUACGAGGGUUCCGUCGCUUCAACAAGCGGCGAGGGCGACACAACCGGCGUCACCCUGCGCGACGUGAAAGAGAUUUCGAACCCCGGCGCGCCCUUGCGCGACAUACUUUUUAUUGCAAGCACCAACAUUGACCAGUGGAGCAGCGGGCCUGCGGAUGCAAAGCCGCCGACAACCAAUGGCGCCAAUGGUGACAGUUUCAAGACCGACACCGACAUAACCAAAACCGCCGGGCGUCGAGAACGCGAGCUCCAAGCCUGGCAGCCAGCGGACGAGGCAGCCGCAGCGUCUGCGGCGUCGGGCGCGCCAGCACCCACGUCGAACGGGGGGACGCGGGACGACCAGACGUUCGGCCCUGGGGCGGCGAACGGCGGCGCGUGGAACCAGUUUGAGGUGAACGAGCGGCUGUUCGGCGUGAAGGCGAACUUCGACGAGGACCUGUACACGACGAAGCUGGACAGGAACGCGCCCGACUUCAAGGAGCGCGAACGCUGGGCGGCAGGCAUCGCGAACGAGAUUCUGCAGAGCCAGGCGAGUAACGUGCAUAUCGCGGAGGAGCGCACGAAGGAUUUCGUUGGGGAGGGUAAGGACGAGGAGGAGAAGUAUGGUGCUGUGGUGCGCAGCGCGAACGCGUAUGUGCCUCCCGGUGCGCGCAAGACUGGGCAGGCGGGCCUGGCCACGCCUGCGGGCGUGAAGGACGUCCCGCGUGUGGCUGUUAACGCGCCGGACGGGACGGCGGUGGCUGCUGACAAGGAGAAGAAGGCCGCUGACGCUCCGAAGACAGGAUCGCCCGCCCCUGGCGCGAACAAGCCGACGGCGGACGCGGUGCCUGCGUUCCGGGACUUUGUGUCGAAUGAGAAGGACCGGCUGAUGAAGAAGAAGCAGGCGUUGAUGAAGAACGAGAUGGAGAGGCGGAUGGCGGAGCUGGUAAAAUUCAGCCAGAGCUUCAAGGUGCGUCGUCCGUUCUCUUCACUUCCGCAUGUCCGCGCUACGCGCUAACGCGACACACGAUAGCUCAACAAGCCCAUCCCGGAA
Molecule: messenger RNA, 1576 nt
Organism: Fomitopsis serialis
Lineage: Eukaryota; Fungi; Basidiomycota; Agaricomycetes; Polyporales; Fomitopsidaceae
Product: LsmAD domain-containing protein
Exons: 7
Coding region: 263-1540 (425 amino acids)
Biological process (GO): cytoplasmic stress granule assembly
Cellular component (GO): cytoplasmic stress granule
Molecular function (GO): RNA binding
Source: RefSeq, a predicted model, not a curated record